ACCAACGGACUCAGCUUCCACUCCGGCGAAAGGAAAGAUGAAAUCUCUGUUGCUAUUCCUUUCUAUUCUCCUCAUAUCCUCCCACUUCCACAUCACUUACACUGCUACACCUUCCAUACAAGAAAGGUGCACCAAUGAGAUCACUAAGAUGAUGGGGUGCCUUGAGUACUCAACGGCCAAAUCAUCUGAGCCGUCCAAUGGCUGUUGUAACUCGGUGAAGGAUAUCAGGAACAAAGAUGCGGUUUGUUUGUGUUUUAUCAUACAAAAGACGUAUGAAGGUGUACCUCAGCUGAAGGAGUUAGGUUUGCGAGUGGACCGCUUAAUUCAGCUGCCUACUGAUUGCAAGUUGACAAAUACAAGCAUUAGCGACUGUCCAAAGCUUCUGGACUUACCUUCCAACUCUCCUGCCAAUGCUAUCUUCACCAAUAACGCUACUACUACUCCAGCCACUUCGCAUCCCGAUACAGCGGCCCCAAAAUCCAACGGCUUCGUGCGUGGGGCUGGGGCCAUCAUCGUGAUCGCAGCGGUCAUUUUCUCGACGGUUCACGUGGGGCUGUGAUGGAUGAGAAGAAUGACCUCUUUGGUACAUGAUCUAUCCAGCAAAUCACAGUAGUUCAUGUGUAGUGAGGAAUAUGUGGUAUUUUGUAGGGAUAGGAUGGUAAAUGUACCUUCAUUUUAUUCUGUUGAA
Molecule: messenger RNA, 688 nt
Organism: Magnolia sinica
Lineage: Eukaryota; Viridiplantae; Streptophyta; Magnoliopsida; Magnoliales; Magnoliaceae
Product: non-specific lipid transfer protein GPI-anchored 1
Exons: 3
Coding region: 38-559 (173 amino acids)
Source: RefSeq, a predicted model, not a curated record